AUGACCUCCAAAGCCCCCAUCCCCUUCUCCGACCCCCCAGCCCUCAUGGGCCUCCCCUCCCCCUACUUCACCCCUUCCCACCUCCAAUGGGCCAAAGCCAUCCGCCCCUUCAUCACCUCCAACCUCCACUCCCUCGCCGUCGAAUCCGAGCAAUCCCCCACCGCCACCGUCCCCGAAUCCGUCUUUUCCACCUUUGCCAACCACCACAUGCUCAUCCCCGCCCUCCCCGCCCCCCUGCCCGCAGCCUGGCUCAAAAAACUCGGCAUCCACACCCUCCUCGGCGGUCUGAAAGUAGAAGACUUUGACUCCCUUCACGGCUACAUCUACAGCGACGAAAUGGUCCGCUCCGGCCUCGCCGGCCCCCCAGGCUCCCUCACGACCGGCAUCGCCUUCGGCCUCCCCCUCAUCCUCAAGUUCGGCUCCCCCAUCCUCCAAGAAAAAACCGUCCCCGACAUCCUCCUGGGCAGAAAAAGAAUCUGCAUCGCCAUCACAGAACCCGAGGCCGGCUCCGACGUGGCCGGGAUCGUGACUACGGCCAAGAAAUCCCCCGACGGGCAACACUACAUUGUAAACGGCACCAAGAAAUGGAUCACAAACGGCAUCUGGUCCGACUACGCCUCCAUGGCCGUCCGCACCGGCCCCCCCGGUUCGGGAGCAGCAGGCAUUUCCCUCCUUGUCGUCCCGCUCAAAAACCACCCCGGGGUUAACAUGCGCCGUCUCAAAGUCGCGGGGCAAAUCUCGGCCGGGACUACUUUCAUCGAGCUGGACGACGUGCAAGUCCCGGUUGAGAACCUGAUUGGAAAGGAAAACCACGGGAUGAAGUACAUAAUGACCAACUUCAACCAUGAGAGGUUAGCCGUCGCCACGGGGACGACAAGGCAGGCUCGGGUGGCGCUCAGCGCGGCCUUCGAGUACGUCAUGAAGAGGGAGGCGUUUGGAAAGCCGCUGGUGGAACAGCCCGUGGUGCGGCACCGGCUGGCGAAAGCGGGCGCGUUGCUGGAGAGUUUGACUGCGUGGGUGGAGCAUUUUGCUUAUUGGAUGACAAGACUGCCGGCGGAGGAGGCGGAUGUCAAGUUGGGGGGUAUGACGGCGUUGCUGAAGGCGCAGGCGGGGAUUGUGUUCAGGGAGUGUGCUGAUACGGCGGUGUUGUUGUUUGGGGGCAAUGGGUUCACCACUACGGGGCAGGGGAUGGUUGCUGAGAUGCUCUACCGAGAGGUUCCGGGGACGAGAAUUCCGGGAGGGUCGGAGGAUGUCCUGCUUGACUUGGCGGUUCGGCAGCUGCUCAAGAUUUACCAGGUGCAGACCAAGAUGUUGGAGGAUGGAAAGGCUGCGAAACUGUAG
Podospora anserina S mat+ is the source of this 1341-nucleotide messenger RNA. RefSeq lists its product as uncharacterized. The transcript has 2 exons. Gene Ontology annotation, molecular function: acyl-CoA dehydrogenase activity; flavin adenine dinucleotide binding. Bases 1 to 1341 code for a protein of 446 amino acids. The record is from RefSeq and is a predicted model, not a curated record. NCBI's taxonomy places the organism in Eukaryota, Fungi, Ascomycota, Sordariomycetes, Sordariales, Podosporaceae.